AUCAACAAUUUCAGUGCUGUAAAAUACUCUAAAUGUCGGUAGUUGACUGUUCGAGCCAAUAAGUGUUUUUAUAUUUUCGACGAAACAAUAUUUUCAAAUACAAUAAGAAACAUGUUGUCUACUGUGCUUCUACGUGGUGCAGCUCGCGGUAAUGCUGCAGCACUUCUUAAAUCCGUGCGUCUCACGUCCUUGAAUUCCUACUCCACAAUUGUGGCCAACACGCAACGCCAAGCUGUGAGCAAACCUCUAGCUCUAGCUAAACAAAUUUCGCCCAUCGUAGUGCGUAAUAUUUCAGUAAGCACCCCAAGAAUGGCUUCGGCGACAAGCAGUCACACUCGUUUAUGGACUAUUGAACGCAUAGUGUCGGCUGGCCUGUUGGCAGUUAUUCCAGCAGCGUUCAUAGCUCCUUCGCAAGUCUUGGACGCUCUUUUGGCUAUAUCUGUAGUUAUUCACACCCAUUGGGGUGUUGAGGCUAUGGUGGUGGAUUACAUGCGUCCAUCAGUUGUUGGUAAUAUUCUACCGAAAGUUUCUCACAUUGCUCUUAUUAUAAUGUCAGUUGCCACGUUGGGAGGCCUCUUUUAUUAUAUCAAGAACGAUGUCGGUCUGGCCAAUGGAAUUAAACGCUUCUGGGCUAUCAAGGGCAAGGACUCCAACCAGUAAAUGGAUAGCCCACUUGCUUAUUGUGUAUACCCACUCGACGUUUGGGUCUUAGUCAUUAGCAGUAAAUAAAAGUAACUUGAAACAAAAAG
Molecule: messenger RNA, 749 nt
Organism: Drosophila hydei
Lineage: Eukaryota; Metazoa; Arthropoda; Insecta; Diptera; Drosophilidae
Gene: SdhD
Product: succinate dehydrogenase [ubiquinone] cytochrome b small subunit, mitochondrial
Exons: 4
Coding region: 112-660 (182 amino acids)
Biological process (GO): mitochondrial electron transport, succinate to ubiquinone; tricarboxylic acid cycle
Cellular component (GO): mitochondrial envelope; membrane
Molecular function (GO): ubiquinone binding; heme binding
Source: RefSeq, a predicted model, not a curated record